AUGCCACACGGUGAGAAAAUUCAUUUUCCAACACCUGCCAACAUAUUCCAACAAAAUAAAUGUACUCAUAUACUGUAUAAAUCCAAACAGGUGGGUCGUUUACGUGGUGUAGCUGAAACUCUCCGUGCUAACUCCGAGACCAGUGCUCGUGUGGCUCGAGAGGCUCAAGAGGCUUCGAGCGAAUUGGCGGCACAGUUGAGUGCGGCGAGAGAGGCUGAGAGGAAGGAGAGAGAUGCUGCGGAGAUCGCGAGAGGACAACUGGCGAGGCUCAAGGAAGAGUUGGAGGACAUGAGGGACGUGGCUCCUCCACCCCCCGACCCGAGGCUACAGGAACUCACCAUGGAACUAGAGUUACUACGGACUCAGAACAAAUCCUUAACUGAAACCCAGGAGGAGCUUCAGGCGCAGAUCCUCACGCGUGGUGUUGAAGAAGGCAGAAGUUUGUUGGACGGAGUCAGUGGACCCUUGGUAGCGACCAACUCGCUGGCUCACGAACUGUCACAGAUGUCGGACCACGAGCUCGUUGGUAGCAAACACACAGACAGCGUAGAGCUGGAAAAGUUGCAGAAAGCCUUAAAAGAGCAACAAGAUGUAAACGUCCAAUUGAGAAAUUAUAUAGAUGGAAUUCUGUUAUCGAUCGUCGAAAACUACCCUCAACUGCUGGAAGUGAAAUAUCAACAGAAACCGGAAAUGAAGUCAUAACACCGAUUAAAUUUAUUUUAGACAAAUAUUACAAUAGAAAAUUCUGUAUUAAUAAAUAUUAGCUGAAUAUCAAAAGAUCAGAUCCAUUUGUUAUAAAACAUUAUGACAAACUCAUCUCUGGAUAAAAUUAUAUUUUUAAUAAUAUUUAAUUCUAAAUUAUUCCCUAUUAACAAUGUGCUCUGUGUAACUUAUUGUUCUCUUACUCUCAAUAUAUUUUCUCAACUAAUAAUGGAUUUUAUGAUAAAAUUCUGUGAUAAUUAAAAAAAUAUAUAUAUCAAAUAAUAUCCCGCUCCACGGUUAUAUCAUUCGAAUAUUCCUUGUAACUGUAAAUAAUGUAUAGAUUAUCUCUAGCUGUAGUAUCGGAAUGUUAACGCUCCAGUUAAAAUAUAUAGUUAAACAGAUCUGGGGUUAGCUUCAGCCGUUUCCAAGGCAUGACCGUCCAACAGCUUGUACAUUUUAUGCUAAGACUGGAUUUAUUGGACACGAACGGUGCAACAAUGUGUUCCAAGAUUAUAUAUACACUAAUAUUAUUUAUAAAGCCAUUAAACAUAUUCGUGUUUAUUAAUAAUAUUUUUAAUAUAAAUAGCAUAGUACCUAUAAUUAAUAUAUGUUACUAUUUUUACAAUGAGAUAUUGGAUAGUGUAGUUGAGUAUGUCUGUGUACAUUUUGAUAACACAAUUAAUAUGAAGUAUAGUAUACAUGUUAUAAUUAUAGAAAAUGAAUUAAAUGAAACAAUAAUAAUAUUGC
Danaus plexippus (monarch butterfly) is the source of this 1449-nucleotide messenger RNA. RefSeq names its product rab11 family-interacting protein 4B-like. Bases 1 to 702 code for a protein of 233 amino acids. The transcript is spliced from 5 exons. The record is from RefSeq and is a predicted model, not a curated record. Lineage: Eukaryota; Metazoa; Arthropoda; Insecta; Lepidoptera; Nymphalidae. Gene Ontology annotation, biological process: regulation of cytokinesis; endocytic recycling. Gene Ontology annotation, cellular component: endocytic vesicle; recycling endosome membrane; cleavage furrow.